Molecule: messenger RNA, 3200 nt
Organism: Eufriesea mexicana
Lineage: Eukaryota; Metazoa; Arthropoda; Insecta; Hymenoptera; Apidae
Product: E3 ubiquitin-protein ligase TRIM33
Exons: 11
Coding region: 96-3200 (1034 amino acids)
Cellular component (GO): chromatin
Molecular function (GO): zinc ion binding; protein binding
Source: RefSeq, a predicted model, not a curated record
UGGACCAUGGCGCUACAUGGUUUAAGAAAGAUAUAUUUUCAUAAAAUAUAAAACCGAUUCUUGUGUGUAGCCGUUCAUACCUUGAUAAUUUUAACAUGGAAACUCGAACGAAUGAGUUAUUAACAACAGGUCCAAUAGCGACGAUUAAAGAAGAACCACUUGAUCAAACUGGCGCGAAGCAGGAAAUGCAACAAUCGCAAGUACAGGGCGUUUGCAUUGAGGAAGAGUGUGAACAGCGUAUCGAAUGUACAACUGAGGGCCAAGAAAAUGAGACACGUGCAUUUUUAUCAAAAUGUGUGUUUUGUGGAAAAACAUUUACUUUUGGUGAUGACCCAAGACUUUUAGAAUGUUUACAUGCUGCAUGUUCGACAUGUGUCAAUAGUAAACUCAGCGAUCACAACACAUCAGUCGACGUGGAUGUUUUGUUGGAAAGUAAUGUGAUUGCUUGUCAAAUAUGUAAUGUCACCACACAAGCAGAAAACUUAAUUGAAAAUAGAUUUUUGUCAAAAUUUAUAGAGGAAGAUAAUAGCCCAGGUACUGAUGAUGAAUCUAAAGAAACAGAGGAAGAAAAAAAAUGUACCAGUUGUCAUGAUAAUGCUACUGCCACAAGUUGGUGUGUGGAAUGUGAAGAAUUUAUAUGUCAAAACUGUGUUAUGGCACAUCAGAGAUUAAAAAUAACAAAAGAUCACACAAUUAAACCAAAGGAUGAAGUCACCAAUGAUAGGGAUAAUGUCAAAAAAUGCAACAAAAAAAUACCUGGCUAUUUAUUUUGUACGAUUCAUUCACAUGAACAGUUAUCUUUAUUUUGUCAAACAUGUGAUAAACUUACUUGUAGGGAUUGUCAGCUAAGUGAACACAGAGAUCAUAAGUACAAAUUUAUUCAUGAAAUUGCUGCUGAAACCCGUACUUCUGUAUCAACUUUACUUAAAGAAGUGAGUUAUAAACGAGUUUUAUUGAAAAGUGCAAUGAAGGUUAUAGAAGAUAGACAAGUCCUUAUCUUAGAAAAAAAGAAAAAUUUGGUGCAAGACAUAACACAAAUGGUGGUGCAAUUAACAAAUGCAAUUAAUACACGAGGAAAACAAUUAGUUAUGCGUUUAAAUGAAGUUUGUGACCAAAAACAAAAUACAUUAAAUGAAAAAAAAGUUGCUUUAGAUCAAUUAUCAAAACUUACUGAUCAUUGUAUACAAUUUGUAUCACAUGCCUUAAAAAAGGGUUCAGAUAUGGAAUUACUUUAUAGUAAAAAAUCUGUUACAAGUCAUUUACAAAGAAUAAAAAGUAGACGUGCUGACAUUCCAAAUCCAGAAAUACCAGUUAGAAUUCACUUAUCCUUGGAGAAAGUACCAGAUUUGAUAAAAGUGGUAUCAUCAAUUGGUGCAAUAGUAGUGGAUGGUAGAGUAUAUCCUUCAAUAUCUCCAUUAGGUGGAAUAAAUCCACCAUCUAUAUCAUAUAAUGAAUCACAGACGGAUCAAAAGCAAACAACAAAUCUGUCAAAUGCACAUAUGGAUGGUUCUACUAUAGCUGCACAAUUACCUGCUGUAACACAACAGUCUAAUAGUAUGCAACAAAAUUCCUAUCAACAAGUGCCUCUUCAUAUAGCAUCUCAACAGCAACAACAAACACAAUCACAAAAUUAUAUACAUUAUCCUAUGAAUAAUAUGCCACCUCGGUCAUCACCACAAACACAUCAACCACGUGUACCAUAUACAGUUAAUUUUAACAACAGACUACAGCAAUCAAUAAUGAUGCAACAACGUCCUUUGGGAAGCUGUCAUCAACAAGUAACAUCGUCUACUCAUCCUCAUCAACAAGUUCACAUAGAUCAACUGGGACAAAACACAAGUCUACGUGGACUUCUUGCACAUAAUCCUCCACCUUUUCGACCUUCUACAAAUCAUGUAUCAUAUCGAUUGCCACCUUAUAGAUAUCCUUCAAACAAUUCCCAACGACCAGUACCACCACCUGCGUAUCAACCAACAAAUACAUCUAUGGUAUCUAAUAUAAGGCUUCAGCAAUGUAAUCCUAUUUCUCCAUCUACACAACAUAUGAAUUAUCCUAUGCAACAACCAACUACAGCACGUUGGCAUAUACCCCAAAAUGUCAAUCCUUGUCUUCCUUUUUAUACUUCUCGUCAUCAAUCAAAUACACCUUCCAUGUCAGUUCCUACUAAUGAUACAUACAAGAUAACAUUAAAAAAUCAGCAAUCAAAUACAAAUCAAAAAUAUAAUACACAAACAACUACUGCUUCUGAUAAUCCACCUCAAUCACAAAAUUUAGUAUCUGUUGGUCAUACGGUCAGUUCAUCAGUACCUAAAACUCCUAGUCCUGUGCCUCCUGGAAAAUCAGAUGAAACUGAAAAGAGUUUAGACAAAUUUUGUCAAAAAUCUUUAAAUGACCUAAUGCUUACUAUCGCAAAAUUAGAUAGUAAUGGAAUCGUAGUAAUACCAGAAGCUCAACGAAACCAAUUAGAUUCUGCCCAGGUUGAUAGUUCAACUGAUGAAGGAAUGAAUCCAAUGACUGAAAAUUCAGCAGAUAAUUCAAAAAAUACUGCAACAUCCAUGGCAAAGGAUGAUCCUAAUGAAGACUGGUGUGCAGUAUGCAUGGAUGGAGGAGAUGCAGUACUAUGUUGUGAUAAAUGCCCAAAAGUCUUCCACUUGUACUGUCACAUUCCUAGUUUAAAAUCGUUUCCUGAUGAAAGUGAAACUUGGCAAUGUAUGUUAUGUACAAAUGUAUUAGAUUGCUCAGAUGACCCACCAGGAGAAAAAAGACCAAACAUAAUGAGUGCAAAAGAAUUACGGAUUGCACAAAGAAUUGUAUUAGAACUUUAUUGUCAAUAUGAGCAAAGCUUACCUUUCCGUGAAGUAGUAUCUAGUGAGAUAGUUGACUAUCAUCGUAUCAUAAAGAAACCAAUUGCACUAGAUGUAAUUAGAGAUAAAUUAAAACCUGAGCAUCCAAAUCAUUAUACAGAUUUAAGACAAGUAAUGGCAGACAUCAGGCUGAUGUUUAAAAAUGCUUUUACAUACAAUCCUGUUGAAUCACAAGUGUAUCAAGAAGCACGAAAUUUAGAAGAAUUUUUUGAAAAAUUGUUAUUAAAAUGGGCACCAAAUUAUGCCUAUGAUGAUCCUUUCCUUUCGGCUGACAAAGAUGAAGAUGAAGAAGUGUUCCCUCCUAAUAGAAAAUAUCGACGUAUAGUUACAGACUAA